AUGGGCCAGGUGACAGGAGGCCUUGGCUGGCGGCUCAGCCUGCUGCUGCUACCCUUGCUUCUGGUACAAGCUGGUGCCUGGGGGUUCCCAACAGGCCCCCUGAGCCUGCAGGAGCUGCGCAGGGAAUUCACAGUCAGCCUGUACCUUGCCAGGAAGCUGCUCUCUGAGGCGCAGGGCUAUGUCCACAGCUUUGCUGCAUCUCGAUUGCCAGGAGUGAGCUUGGACCUUCUGCCUCUGGGACACCAUCUCCCCAAUGUUUCCCUGACCUUCCAGGCAUGGCGUCAUCUGUCUGAACCAGAGAGACUCUGCUUCCUUUCCACCACACUUCGGCCCUUCCCUGCCCUGCUGGGAGUGCUGGGGAGCCAAGGGACCUGGACCAGCUCAGAGAGGGUGCAGCUGUGGGCCAUGAGGCUGGAUCUCCGGGACCUCCACAGGCACUUACGCUUCCAGGUGCUGGCUGCAGGGUUCAACUGCUCGAAGGAGGAGGAGGAGGAGGAGGAGGAGGAGGAGGAGGAGGAGGAGGAGGAGGAGCUGCUCCUAGGGGCUCUGGAUGGCCCCAGUCAGGUGUCAUCCCAAGUGUCCUGGCCCCAGCUGCUCUAUACCUACCAGCUCCUACACUCCUUGGAGCUUGUCCUGUCUCGGGCUGUCCGGGACCUGAUGUUGUUGACCUUGCCCCAGCACCCAGGCCCGGCUUGGGGUUCCUAAAC
Molecule: messenger RNA, 707 nt
Organism: Peromyscus californicus insignis
Lineage: Eukaryota; Metazoa; Chordata; Mammalia; Rodentia; Cricetidae
Gene: Il27
Product: interleukin 27
Exons: 5
Coding region: 1-705 (234 amino acids)
Biological process (GO): regulation of T cell proliferation; regulation of T-helper 1 cell differentiation
Molecular function (GO): interleukin-27 receptor binding
Source: RefSeq, a predicted model, not a curated record